Messenger RNA from Mycotypha africana, 1125 nucleotides. RefSeq lists its product as uncharacterized. Bases 1 to 1125 code for a protein of 374 amino acids. The record is from RefSeq and is a predicted model, not a curated record. The transcript has a single exon. NCBI's taxonomy places the organism in Eukaryota, Fungi, Mucoromycota, Mucoromycetes, Mucorales, Mycotyphaceae.
AUGACAUCAAUUGUAGCAGCUUACAGUCCUAUUGACCAAGCAGACGCAUUAGCGAAAAAGCCCAAGCCGUUAUUGAAAUUAUUUCGCAAAAAUAAACCUGAGCCUUUGAUCCACCCUCAGCAAUAUCAUCAGUUAGGGUCUGGUUCAUCUGCAGUCAUUCCUGCAAAUUCUAUGCUGAACGAUACGCAUUUUAACCCUUAUUCACAUUCAACGCAUGCGAGUAUUGUGCCUCUCCCUCUUAACACAACGGCACCCAAUAAUACACAUCACAUCCUCAGAAAGGCGCCAUUACCGCCACAACAUUAUUACCCUAGCUCUAAUAAUGAACAACCACGGCUAGCGAAACGGCAAGUGAAUCAGCAUGGAAAGAGCAGUAGCAGGAGUGCUAAUCGGGGUAGAUCAAAAUCAGUAAAUCGUGAUCCAAAUUGUUCAACAACGCGGCUACUGGAAGAGAGAGAACAAGCACUGAAUAAAUUAUGUGGCAAUUCACCCUUGACUUCAUUGACCGAUUCUUUACCAUUACUUUCACCCUCUUAUAGCAGUAGUAGCAGCGGCAGCAGUAAAAGCAAACCAUUCAAACCUGCAUUUUCAGCUUCUGCUUCAACGAAUCAGCGAAAUGCCCAAGUACCGUCUGUACCACGCUUAGGCAUGAGCAGCAAUAACAAUGGCCACAGUAACGGGAUACGAAAAUUCGCUUCUGCACAUGAUUUAAGGAAAGCCACCAGACUUCAACAAGAUGAAUUACGAAGAAGAGCGCAAGAAGAGCCGUUGCCUUCAAUUUCUCACAAGUUCAAUAUAUCAUCAGAAAAGGCACGGCUCGAACGAACGUCCGCGAAGAAAUUCAAAAAGAAUAACGGAGGCACAUAUAACGACGAUAAUAUUCCAAUAGGCUUUUUAAAACCAUCAUCUGCCAGUCAAGAAUCAACACCAUCGUCGCCUUUUAAUGGCAUUCUUAAUAAAGAAAAAGAAGUAGGCUUAGAUGACCGCGAUUUUCAUAAGGCUGUUGCUGAUAAAUACAAAGAAAAAGUGAAGGAGCAAUUGCAAACUCGACAUAUAGAGAAUGAUGAUGAUGACAUACCUAUAUCAUUUCUUACUUUAAAGCAUAGUAUCAGUAUCAACAACUAA